UUUGAGACGCGCAAAGGGCCACAUGCUGCCUCACAUCGGGACCAUGCAGACCACCUCCAGCCUGCUGAGCGAGGCGCUGCUCUGCGCACUGCUGCUGCUCUCCAGCACCAGAGGAGCCGAAGUGUUGGACACCGAGUCCGAAGAGGAGCUGAGCCCCAGAGCUCUGCGGGACUUCUACCCCAAAGGUCCGAACCUGACCAGUGAGAAGCAGCUGCUUGGAGCUCUCCAUGAAGUUCUGGAAAAGCUGCAGGCUAAACGACUGCCUUCAUGGGAAAAGAAAUUUGGCCAAGUCCCAACGUGUGAUAUCGGGGAGCAGUGCGCCGUGCGUAAAGGCGCUCGGAUCGGCAAGAUGUGCGACUGUCCCCGGGGAGCUUUCUGCAACUUUUUCCUGCUAAAGUGCUUAUGAGCAUCGCUGGAUCUGAAUGUAGCAUUGCAAAGAGAAAAGCUUCACUCGAUUCCUUUGUAAAUACUGUCAUAUUUUUUUAUGGAACAGCUGAGGAGGUGGGGUCACUGCCCAACCCGUAAGAAAAAUAAGUAUAAUAGUUCAAUAAUGGGCAGCAUAUAUAUUUUAAAGUGAAGUAAAAACUAGGAUAUUGGCGAGGAGAUGACCAUAAAAACCCAUAAAGCUUAUUAAUAUUCAGAAUCACCUAAUGUCAGUAGGAAAACCACAGGAUCAUUGUUGUGACGUAGGAGCUUAUAAAGAACCCACAAUGCACCUAAUUAAGUAUCGAGGACCACGUACACACUGUUCAGUCUCAACAGCAAUAUUAUGGGAAUAUUAUAAUGAUUCUUCGUCUGGGCAAAUCCAAAAAUCUGUGUUUUGAACUUGAACUAUUUGAUUUCAGAUGAAUGUUUUGUGUAUGAAAUCAUGAUAAUAAACAUCAUUAUUGUUUUGUAAAGCAGUGGAGUGAUGGCAUAUGUUGUUAUGUAAACACAUUAAACACUUUUAUAACGCACAUGAUUUGACUUUCCUCCUUUUUUUUAAAGACCUCAGUCAAUAUUUGAAGAAUGACGUGGAUCUGACAAUGAGCUGUGACGUCACACCCAACGGGGUGCUGCCAGGCUCCUUCAUUUUCAAUAACCAGGGCGGGCUCAUGAUUAAAUCCCAAUUGUGCUGCAGAGGAAGUAGUUAUGAAGCAGAGAGUGACUGUCACAGCUCAAUCUGAGCCCCAGGAGCUGCCCCAGGCUGUUUACCACAUCACACGCAUGAAAGAAGAUUAACCUGCAGAACAUUCAUUCAGAUUAGACUGACCUAAAACUCAAGAAAAGAUCUUUAUUUUAUUCAUGGAAAAUAUUUGUAACCUCUUAUUUAAGCUUUAAUGUCAACAUAUCGAUUUUGAUUUGCAGCUUUGACUUAAAGUCCCUCUUCUUCACACAAAAAUGUGUUAUGCCUUUUGUACUUGUUUGUACUGGGAUGUUUGACCUUCACUGCAGAAUGAUGCUAACAUCAAUCUGAAGUGCCUGACCCUUAAAUCUGAG
Molecule: messenger RNA, 1479 nt
Organism: Gymnodraco acuticeps
Lineage: Eukaryota; Metazoa; Chordata; Actinopteri; Perciformes; Bathydraconidae
Gene: cart3
Product: cocaine- and amphetamine-regulated transcript protein
Exons: 3
Coding region: 23-406 (127 amino acids)
Biological process (GO): positive regulation of MAPK cascade; adult feeding behavior; G protein-coupled receptor signaling pathway
Molecular function (GO): neuropeptide hormone activity
Source: RefSeq, a predicted model, not a curated record